Messenger RNA from Alosa sapidissima (American shad), 976 nucleotides. Its product is annotated as permeability factor 2-like. Gene Ontology annotation, cellular component: extracellular region. NCBI's taxonomy places the organism in Eukaryota, Metazoa, Chordata, Actinopteri, Clupeiformes, Clupeidae. Gene Ontology annotation, molecular function: CXCR chemokine receptor binding; chemokine activity. The record is from RefSeq and is a predicted model, not a curated record. Gene Ontology annotation, biological process: inflammatory response; antimicrobial humoral immune response mediated by antimicrobial peptide; neutrophil chemotaxis. Bases 158 to 454 code for a protein of 98 amino acids. The transcript has 4 exons.
UUCCCCAUGACAUGACAUUCACACACUCGAGCACAGCGUUCUUGCAAGGAGUUCCUGGAUCUGUAGUUAAAUAUUAAACAAUCUGUUGAAAUUCUGAGCAAGCACGUUGUGGAUUCUUGACCUAGUGACUAACCUAGAGAUUAACUAUAAGACCAGAAUGGGCAGUAAAAUACUCAGCGGCUGUUUGACCUUGCUUGUGGCCUGCUUGGUCAUCACAGAUGGUAUGAGCCUGCAAGGGGCAGGAGUGGAGCCUCGUUGCCACUGCAUCGGCACAGAGAGCCGGCGCAUUGGGAAACUGAUUGCGAGGGUGAAGAUGUUUUCCCCAAGCCCUCACUGCAAAGACACUGAAGUCAUUGCCACCUUAAAGGAUAGUGGGAAAGAGAUCUGCUUGGACCCCAGUGCUCCCUGGGUAAAAAAGGUCAUUAACAACAUCUUGUCGAGAAACCAGAGAUGAAAUCUGUUCCUACAUGAAGACAACUAAACGUCCUGCUACAACACUGUCCAGUUCUAAGUGUGUGAUGGCUGUACUCAGGAUAAACUGAAAUGGUUUGUUAAAACCCAGGUGCAGUUUACAAGACCCAAUGCUUGGAAUAUUUCUGUACUUACUGUAAAUGCACUCAGAGUGAAUGUUGAACAUGUACGGUUCAUGAAAGGCUUAGCAAAACAUGGAUGUAUUGCACCCUCUGUUGGUGAAGUAAAAGAAGUGAAAAGUGUCCACCUGGGUCAAUGAACACUGAGUACCAAGACAGAAAAGCAUGAAAACAUUCUGUAAUCUGUAAGUGCUUCUUCACAUGUCUGAGUCUCUUCACUGUCUCCUUUAACAUCAACCAUAGCUAUGUAACACAAGUCAAUAUAACACCACAGUACUAAUUGGUCAGUAGGGUAAUAUAAUGUUACAAUUGACACCAUAUUAUUUGCUGUAUCUGAACUUGCAUGCUGUCAUCUGAAACCUGAAAAUAAAUUCAGAUUGUGGCUA